Penicillium bovifimosum is the source of this 1068-nucleotide messenger RNA. It is a transcript of the gene rrp36, whose product is annotated as putative pre-rRNA processing protein. Lineage: Eukaryota; Fungi; Ascomycota; Eurotiomycetes; Eurotiales; Aspergillaceae. Gene Ontology annotation, cellular component: 90S preribosome; nucleolus. The transcript is spliced from 2 exons. Bases 1 to 1068 code for a protein of 355 amino acids. Gene Ontology annotation, biological process: maturation of SSU-rRNA from tricistronic rRNA transcript (SSU-rRNA, 5.8S rRNA, LSU-rRNA). The record is from RefSeq and is a predicted model, not a curated record.
AUGGCCAUUACCGAUAUGCUCAAUCGGCGAGUGCGAGCUCAGCCAGAAGAUGAAGAUGUCUACGACGAAGUAUCAGGCUCAGACAAUGGUUCUCAGGAUGACUCCGAUGCCGAAUCCAACGGUUCCAUCAACUCAAACUCAGAAACCGACUCCAAUGCUGAAGAAAUAGAUGCAGAAUCCGAUUCUGAAGCCAGCAAUCCCGACACCGAAGCAGAGUCAGAAGCAGAAUCAGAAGCCUCCGAAAACAAUAACGACGACGACUUCAAAUCCUCACUAGCCGAGAUCUCCUUCGGCGCGCUCGCCAAAGCACAAGCCUCCCUACGUGAGAAAAAGCGCAAAACCAAAACCCAAGAACCAAACGCAAGCAACACAGUCGAGGAAAUCCGCAGCAAACUCCGCGAAGCACGCGAACAAAAAGCCGCCGCAGAAGAAAAAGCCGCACGCAAAGAAGCCAAGCUCAAAUCCCGCAGCUCCAAACACGCACCUAUGGUGCUAUCCUCGAAACGGGCCGUAACGCGCAAACGCACGGCAGUGGAAUUACCGCCGGCGCCGCGCUCCCGCGACCCGCGCUUCGACGCAGCGGUCAUGGGCCACAGUGGUGUCGGCAAGCAUCCGCACGGCGGGAAAGCGUAUGCUUUCUUGGACGAGUACCGGGCGUCUGAGCUGAAGGAGUUGAAGGAGCAGAUGCGGAAGACGAAGAAUCCGGAGCAGAAGGAGAAGAUUAAGGGGGAGGUUAGGCGGAUGGAGGAUAGACUGCGGUCUGCGGCUAAUAAGAAGCGGGAGGCGGAGGUUGUGGCUGAGCAUAAGAGGAGGGAGAAGCAGUUGAUUAAGGAGGGGAAGAAGGCUAAGCCUUAUUAUUUGAAGAAUUCGGAGUUGCAGAAACAGGUUAUGGAGAAGAAGUAUGAGGAGAUGGGGUCUAGGGAGCGGGCGAAGGCGCUUGAGAGGAGGAGGAGGAAGAUGGCUUCGAAGGAGAGGAAGGAGAUGCCCUGGGAGAGGAGGGGGUUUGAGGGUGGUGGUGAUCAGGAUGGGGGUGUGCCUAAUGGUGGGAAGAGGAGGAGAUUGGAGUAG